Molecule: messenger RNA, 986 nt
Organism: Branchiostoma floridae (Florida lancelet)
Lineage: Eukaryota; Metazoa; Chordata; Leptocardii; Amphioxiformes; Branchiostomatidae
Exons: 4
Coding region: 16-582 (188 amino acids)
Source: RefSeq, a predicted model, not a curated record
CAUCCACCUGUCUUCAUGACGUGUUCUCGAACAAUGACCCGCCGGGAGACGUUCCAUGGAGACGGCGGCCCCGGAGUCAACAGACGCCGCCAGACGCCGGAGAGAAAAGACGGUGAGAGACAGAGAGAGAUGGCUUCCCUCGGGAAGCUGCUGAGCCGGGCGCUCUCCUUCCCGGCCCAGCUUCUCCCCGCCUCCCGGGCGCUCUCCUUCCCGGCACAGCUUCUCCCCGCCACCCGCCGCCUCCACAUGCCGGCAGACGGGCCCGGCUGGGAAUUCAUCCAGGGUUUGGGGAGGAUGGCCGGUCAGCUCCCAACCGUGGACCCCCCGACCCCUGCCAGGAACAUCUGCACCGAUCGCGAGGGCUUGUCUGUCAACGCUGUGAUCAUCAAGGCCGCUCUGGACAACAUCGAAGCACUGGACGUGACAGAUGAACCGCCUGCUUCAUCGCUCCUGUUGAUGGAACACGCAGAGGUUUUCGGGGCGUCAGCACCAGCUACCUGGGGCCUCAAGAGCCAGCCGUCCCGACAACUCCCCACCAGCUGGACUUUCAGGGGCGGAAGGCUGCCGGUGAAGAGUGCCUAACUUGGUGACUACAGCACACGGUUGAUUAUCUUCAGGUUACCGACACUUUACAUCAAGUAUCCAGUAUGUCCCAUCAACAUCGGACAGCACUACAGAAGAGGCUUAUUGACACGUGUGUAUGAGAAUAGCAGUAUCUAUGCCGAAAGGGGAAUAUGUAUGUCCUAAUGUAAUGGUGAUAGGUCGGAAAUUUCUUCAAAGUAUAAAACAUUUGUACAUUUUUCUCAAUCAAUACCAAGCCGACACACCUGGAUAUUUCAUCUAUAGACAGCUCCAAAAGGCCACAGCGGUAUUGCAGCACCUGAACAGAAUUAGUGUGUAGACAUAAAUUUAUAUACCAUGAAGACCAUACCCAUACCACCAGGCCAAGAGAUCUACAUAUUCUCAUGUAGACAGCCAGUAGCUCA